CUGUGUAGGCGGCACCCUUAACCUAGUGCACCACGGCCAGGGACCGAUUGGAUUUCCCAAAGAAAAACUGGCAUUGCAGCCGACGUGUAAAAGGUGUCACAGACGUUUUUAUUUUUCAUUAGGACACACACACACUGGUGAAACUGCAAGAUGAAUUUCCUUUUGGAGACACUUCGGUUGAUAGUAUUAUCUAUCUUUUACCACUUGGAGGCUUUCAUAAAAAUGUUCAUCCCAUCUAAGAAGAAGGAUGUAAGUGGUGAAAUAGUUCUCAUCACCGGGGCUGGCAGUGGCAUCGGCAGGCUAAUGGCUCUUGAAUUUGCCCGAAUGGAUGUUGUUUUGGUUCUAUGGGACAUUAAUCUUGAAGGUGUUAAAGAAACUACUCUUCAAGCCAAAGAGAGAGGUGCUGACAGGAUACACUACUACCAGUGUGACUGCAGCAACCGGGCUGAGGUCUACCGUGUGGCAGAUCAGGUCAAAAGUGAAGUUGGUGAUGUCAGCAUACUCAUAAAUAAUGCUGGUAUUGUAACUGGGAAGAAGUUCAUGGAUACUCCAGAUGCUCUGAUUGAGAAAACUAUGGAAGUGAACACAAUGGCACAUAUGUGGACAUAUAAAGCAUUCCUACCUGCUAUGACAGCCAAGAACCAUGGGCAUUUGGUCAGUGUUGCCAGCUCUGCUGGCCUGAUAGGUGUGAAUGGCCUGGCAGAUUAUUGUGCAAGUAAAUUCGCUGCCAUCGGCUUUGCUGAGUCAGUUAAUCUGGAGUUGAUAGCCAAGGGAAAGGAUGGAGUAAAGACUACAAUUGUGUGCCCGUACUUCAUUAACACUGGCAUGUUUGAUGGCUGCAGUACUAAGUGGCCCCAUGUUCUGCCUAUCUUGGAGCCAGCUGAUGUUGCCAAGAGGGUUAUUGAUGCCAUUUUAUCAGAUCAGUUCUACCUUCUGCUUCCAAGGAGCCUGUACUUUAUACUGGCCUUGAAAGGCAUUAUACCUUUCAAACUGUCCAUUGUCCUGGGGAUGUACUUUGGUGCCUUUAACUUCAUGGAUGCUUUCAAAGGAAGACAGAAGAAGCAGGAUUAGGCUAUCAAAAACACAACUCACAAAUCCUGUGGUACCAGUACCUCAUGUAUUUAAUGUUUUCUUUUUUUUUAAUCUGUGUGUAACUUCAUUGCGGAAGUAUUAAGUGCCACUGCUGAAAUGUUAUUUCAGUGACCUUGUUACAGCUGACCGGGAGACACUGGAUGUGGUAUUGGAAAAAAUCAUGUGAUUUUUAUGUGAGAACUCCCAUUGGAAAAAGAGAGAUUUCUAUCUAUUUAAAUAAUUUAACAUGCAUUAGGGGAUUCAAAUGAAUGAAGGACUUUGGAAACCAUAUGGUAUCAUUACUUUAUCUUUAUGUAGUUUAAUAUAUUCUAUUUCAUUGUUUUAAAACUUCAUUUGAUUCCUGUCAACCUCAACAAGAAAAAGUGACAUUUUGCUUGUUAGUUAGACAUUAAUAUGCUCUGUGCCUGUAGUGACUGUGAACACAGUAUAUCUGAAGAGGAUGGACUAGAAGAUGUUUUGUUUGUUUGUUUUAAUGAACAUCUAUGUCCACUAAGAUCAGGUCCUUCUCAUUUCAGUGAAGGGUGAAGGUAUACUAUAGUACAGUACCAUAAUUACACAUGUAUUCAUGCUGUAUGCUGGUCUGCUACAAGGGCAGAGUGGUCUUUUUAUUUGAAACUGUAUUUGAAACACUCAAGACAUCAUCCAUGUCAUUUGGACAGCCUUUGGAGAAUACAUGUAUUUGUGGGAUCCCUUUGUUGUGAUUGAAUAGAAUAAAAUGUUUAAUAUGACUGAAUAAGCCUUGUUAAGAAUAACAGUGCUUACAUUUGAAAUGUUUAAAAGAAUUUAAAAGAAAUGUCUUCUGGGCACAAGUGAAGAGGUUUGGUAUUUGGUUAUCUCAUUCCUUCAAAAUCACAUUCAAAUAUGUAUUCAUUUGUUAGCUCUCAUUCUUUCAUUUUUUAAUGCAUGUAUAUACAAAUUGUUUUUCAGUUAACCAAUGUCUCUUUUGAAAUUCUGUUGAUUAUGGUUGUGUUUCAUUGUGUCAGUUAUAUCAAAUGUCACAAUGCAAUAUUUACCUGGAUUGUAGCUUUGGUAAUGGCUUGGAAAUAAAAUGAUGAAGAAAUCCA
Chanos chanos (milkfish) is the source of this 2156-nucleotide messenger RNA. RefSeq names its product short chain dehydrogenase/reductase family 16C, member 5a (gene sdr16c5a). The transcript has 7 exons. The record is from RefSeq and is a predicted model, not a curated record. Gene Ontology annotation, molecular function: oxidoreductase activity, acting on the CH-OH group of donors, NAD or NADP as acceptor. Gene Ontology annotation, cellular component: lipid droplet. NCBI's taxonomy places the organism in Eukaryota, Metazoa, Chordata, Actinopteri, Gonorynchiformes, Chanidae. The coding region runs from base 151 to 1071 and encodes 306 amino acids.